This is a messenger RNA of Trichoplax adhaerens, 420 nucleotides long. RefSeq lists its product as uncharacterized. Lineage: Eukaryota; Metazoa; Placozoa; Uniplacotomia; Trichoplacea; Trichoplacidae. The transcript has a single exon. Bases 1 to 420 code for a protein of 139 amino acids. The record is from RefSeq and is a predicted model, not a curated record.
AUGACUGAAGCUACGCCACGCUCCAGUACAAUUCAUGCAAAUACUGAUGAGGAAGAUAGAAGGUUCGAAGAAUUUGAAAACCUAUCAGUUGAUGAAUUGAAGACAGUUGCGAAACGUUUAGGAAUUAAUGUUGGAAACUCUAAACCAGCAAUAUUGAUUAGGAAAAUCGCAAAAAGGAACAAGAAGACGCCGAAGGGGCUGUCGGAGGAGAAAUUCCUCAAUCUGAUUCACAUGAACCAGAAGGGUCGCUUAGAGAAAGACGAACCCUCGAGGAACUCCUUAGACAAUUGGUCGUCACGCAGCAGUAUUUGGCAUAGAACCAAGGUCAUCGGAGGCCGAAAGAAAUUAAGGUACCAAGGCUCACAGAGGACGAGGAGCUUGAUGCCUGGCUUGCCAUUUUUGAGAAAACGGCAACGGUAA